This is a messenger RNA of Dalotia coriaria, 1240 nucleotides long. RefSeq names its product syntaxin 16 (gene Syx16). Gene Ontology annotation, molecular function: SNARE binding; SNAP receptor activity. The record is from RefSeq and is a predicted model, not a curated record. Gene Ontology annotation, biological process: vesicle-mediated transport; intracellular protein transport; vesicle fusion. Gene Ontology annotation, cellular component: membrane; endomembrane system; SNARE complex. Lineage: Eukaryota; Metazoa; Arthropoda; Insecta; Coleoptera; Staphylinidae. The transcript has 2 exons. The coding region runs from base 137 to 1078 and encodes 313 amino acids.
GCAACAUUACUGUUGAUUCGGUGCAUAUGAAGUUGCCUAUCUACAAUCCCCGAAAAAGUUAACAAAUGUUUAUUUAUUGAUGACCGAAUGAAAUUAUCAAUUUUUAAAGUGAAAACGUUGUGGAAAAUAUACUGGAAUGGCGACCCGUAGUUUAACAGAAGUGUUUAUGUUGAUGCGUAAUAAUGCCAUACGGAAUCGGAACACAUAUGCUGAUCAUAACCAAGAUGGUACAGAACGCAUGCAAUUAAUUGCACUCAAUGAUGCUGAACAAGGCAUAUCUGACAACAAUGAUUCCACAAUUCCUCCAAUGUGGACAGAUCAACUAGAAGAAGCCCAAUAUACAUUGACAAAACUCAAAACCAAGAUAAAUGAGCUGAGAGCAUUACAUUCCCGACAUUUACACCGACCUACAUUUGAUGAGAGCUCUGAAGAUGAGACACUCAUUGAAAACUGCACAGCUGACAUCACAACCAUGUUCAAUCAGGUGCACAGACUUAUCCAGCAUAUUAAAAGUCAUACUUUGGAAGGAACAAUAAAAGAACGCCGCCUGGCUGUGAAUGUAACCCGAUCACUAGCAACAGCAUUACAAGAUUUAUCAGUGCAAUUCAGAGGCACACAGAAUUCCUAUCUUAAACAGAUUCAAUCCAGAGAAGAACGCUCGAAAAUUUACAAUCCCGCCCUUGACGAUGAUUAUAACCUUCUGGACGAGGAUGAGAUUGAUGCGUAUUUUGUGCGUGCCAAAGCGCCGAGUGUCAGUCAACAACAAUUGCUGUAUCUUGAGGAGGAAAACACCCGAAUGGCACAGCAGAGAGAACAAGAAGUGAAUAGUAUUGUUAAAUCAAUCCUGGAUUUAAAUGGGAUUUUUAAAGAAUUAAGUCAGAUGGUGGCGGAUCAAGGUACUAUCCUUGAUCGGAUUGAUUAUAAUGUUGAACAGGGUCAGAUUCAAGUAUUCGAGGGUUUUAAACAAUUGCAGAAAGCGGAUGCGUAUCAGCGGAAAAACCGAAAAAUGUGCGCGAUUCUAACAUUGGGUGCUAGCGUUAUUUUGCUUACAUUUCUUUUGAUUAUUGUUAAGUCUUAAUUGUGAAGAGGUGGGUCAUACUAGUCAUACUUUUACAUUCUUUUUUGCUUAGAUGUUAGUAAAUCAGAAUAUCGAAUCGAGUUGAUCAUAAUUAUGCUUUAAAGAUACAUGUAUAUAUUUGUUGUAUGAAGAACAUUAAUUUUUAUUAUGAAAUAUCCUAAA